CGUCCAGUACUGUCGGCCGGGGGCAUUGGCACACACAGACACAGGAGCCUGAGCAGAAAGAAGAUGCAGACAAAUGGAGAUGCAAAGACUUAAAAGGACAGCUCCUUUCACCUCAUUCUACUUGUCAAGAAGGUAAAAAGGCACAGCCAGAAAGAAAAGAAAAAGCUCAACCCUCAGGUCCAGACAGGCGGUGGUCUGCGUGUGGCUUUGGGAGCUGGAGCUGCAGUACAUCCCUUUGUAUCGGACAGCCUCGCAAAGGAGAAAGAGAGUUGGGAGGAAAAGUAUUUCAUCUAGGAACUGUCCUGGGAGCACACUUCAGAUUACAUUUUAAAGCCUCUGCAUUCCAUCUCCAUGAGCCACCAUUGGAUUGCACAAUGACAUGGAGAAUGGGACCCAGUUUUACCAUGCUACUGGCAUUGUGGCUGGUGUGCGGAUCAGAACCCCACGCGCAUGCCAUGAAUAGAGGGAGCCGCGGAGGGCAGAAAGCGCCUCCGGUUUCCCCCGUCAACAGAAGGCCAGCUCGGUUACUGAGGCACACGGGGAGGUCUCAGGGAAUUGAGAGAACCACUCCGGAAGAACCAAACCUCCAGCCUCUCCAAAGAAGGAGGAGCGUACCGGUGUUGAGAGUGGCUCAUGCCACGGCACCGUCAGCCUCCCUGGGUAUCCACGGGGCCCCAGUGAGAACUGAGCGGAGACCAGCAGCCCGGAGCUCUCCCCGUGAGAUGGUCCGAGAUGAGGGGUCUUCAGCUCGGUCAAGAAUGUUGCGCUUCCCGUCUGGCUCCAGCUCUCCCAACAUCCUUGCCAGCUUUGCAGGGAAGAAUAGGGUGUGGGUCAUCUCGGCCCCCCACGCCUCGGAAGGCUACUACCGGCUCAUGAUGAGCCUGCUGAAGGACGACGUGUACUGUGAGCUGGCGGAAAGGCACAUCCAGCAGAUCGUGCUUUUCCACCAGGCAGGCGAGGAAGGAGGCAAGGUGCGGAGGAUCACCACUGAGGGCCGGGUCCUGGAGCAGCCCCUGGACCCCAGCCUCAUCCCAAAGCUGAUGAGCUUCCUGAAGCUGGAGAAGGGCAAGUUUGGCAUGGUGCUGUUGAAGAAGACGCUGCAGGUGGAGGAGCGCUACCCUUAUCCGGUCAGGCUGGAGGCCAUGUAUGAGAUCAUCGACCAGGGCCCCAUCCGCAGGAUAGAGAAGAUCAGGCAGAAGGGUUUUGUGCAAAAAUGUAAGGCCUCCGGGGUAGAGGGUCAGGUGGUGGAGGAAGGGAACGAUGGCAGAGAGGCAGGAAGGCCAGGCCUGAGCAGCGAAAAGAGGAAAGAGGAGCAGAGGAGGGCACAAGUGCUGCCAACCAGAGAGAGUCGGCUGAAGGCGAUAAGAAAAGCGGCCACCGCUGCGGGGGCCCCUCCUCCACCGCCCACAACCCCACGGGCCACCACCCUGCCUCCUGCUGCAGCCACAGCAGUGACUCGGGCCACCUAUCGGCCGGUGACGGUAACUGCAAGACCUACAACCCCCGUGGGCUUUCCGACCACCCAGAGGCCCUGGACCCCCCGGGUGCACCCUUCCUCGGAGCCUCACAGGGCCUCAGCAACAGCCGAGGUGGCCACUGCCAGGGGCCCCGUGGCCUCCAAGAACCUCUACCCUCCACCCAGGAAGGAGCAGCCCAGGGAGAGGCCGCAGACCGCCCGGAGGCCCAGCAAGGCCACCAGCUUCGAGCGCUUCACGGCUGCCCCUCCCACCACCGUCUCCGAGCCCAGCACCAGGGCUGGCGCCGGUCGUUUCCAGGACAACCGCACGGACAGGUGGGAGCACGGCCCCCGGGACCCGAAUGUGGGGCCGGGUCCUCACAAGCCUGCAAAGGGGAAACCUCCCCAAAAGAAAGCCCGGGACAAAAUCCUUAGCAAUGAGUACGAGGGUAAGUAUGACCUCAGCCGGCCGACCGCCUCUCAGCUGGAGGAGGAGUUGCAGGUGGGGAAUGUUGCCCCCAAAAAAGCGAAGGAGUCUAAAAAGCACGAAAAGCUUGAGAAACCCGAGAAGGAGAAGAAAAAGAGGGUGAAGAGUGAGAAAGCAGACAAGUUACUCAAGAGUGAAAAGCAAGUGAAGAAGGACAAGGCUGAGAAAAAGAGCAGGCAGGAGAAAGAGAAGAACAAGAAGAAAAAGCCGGGGAGAACGGAGAAGGACGGGCACCUGAAACCCACGAAACACUUCGCUCAGAGUCCCAGGAAGUCGGUGACCGACCUGCUGGGGCCCUUGGAAGGCAAACGAAGGCUCCUUCUGAUCACUGCUCCCAAGGCUGAGAACAAUAUGUAUGUGCAGCAGCGAGAUGAGUAUCUGGAAAGUUUCUGCAAGAUGGCCACCAGGAAAGUCUCCGUGAUCACCAUCUUUGGCCCUAUCAACAACAGCACCAUGAAAAUCGACCACUUCCAGCUAGAUAAUGAGAAACCUAUGCGUGUUGUGGAUGAUGAGGACUUGGUAGACCAGCAUCUUAUCAGCGAGCUAAGGAAGGAGUAUGGAAUGACCUACAAUGACUUCUUCAUGGUGCUCACCGAUGUGGACCUGAGAGUCAAGCAAUAUUAUGAGGUGCCUAUAGCAAUGAAGUCUGUGUUCGAUGUGAUUGAUACCUUUCAGUCCCGAAUCAAAGACAUGGAAAAGCAGAAGAAGGAGGGCAUUGUUUGCAAAGAAGACAAGAAGCAGUCACUGGAGAACUUCCUAUCCAGGUUCCGAUGGAGGAGGCGGUUGCUAGUGAUCUCAGCACCUAAUGAUGAAGACUGGGCCUAUUCACAGCAGCUCUCUGCCCUCAGUGGUCAGGCAUGCAAUUUUGGUCUGCGCCACAUAACUGUUCUGAAGCUUUUAGGUGUUGGAGAGGAAGUAGGGGGAGUUUUAGAACUGUUCCCGAUUAAUGGGAGCUCUGUUGUGGAGCGAGAAGACGUACCAGCCCAUUUGGUGAAAGACAUACGUAACUAUUUUCAAGUGAGCCCAGAGUACUUCUCCAUGCUUCUAGUUGGAAAAGAUGGAAAUGUGAAAUCCUGGUAUCCUUCCCCAAUGUGGUCCAUGGUGAUUGUGUACGAUUUAAUUGAUUCGAUGCAACUCCGGAGACAGGAAAUGGCUAUUCAGCAGUCACUGGGGAUGCGCUGCCCAGAAGAUGAGUAUGCAGGCUAUGGUUACCAUAGUUACCAUCAAGGAUACCAGGAUGGUUACCAGGAUGACUACCGUCAUCAUGAGAGUUACCACCAUGGAUACCCUUACUGAACAGAAAUAUGUAACCUUAGCCCCAGCCAGUUUCCCCUGCAGCUGUUGAAGCCACAUGUGGCCAGCUAUGUAAAGGAGAGUUCUUCCACACUGCCUACAUUCCCUGCCUUUUUCUUUCAGUGUUCUUCCAAGAUUAAAUAAAUAGCAAACUUUUGCCUACUCUUGAGUUGUUACUGAAGCCUUAAAUCAUAAAGAUGUUUAAAAGAAUUGUUUGUCUAACUGGAGAGGAUCUGGUGCUGAAUAAUGUUAUUGAAAAUGGAUAUUUUCCUUUUCUUAAUAUGGUGGAUGUGAAUGGGAAUACAGUAUUCUAUAGCGUAAGUAUUUAUACCUCUCUUUUUAGUAUUUUUAGUAUUAAUUGGUAAGUGAAAACCAUGAUUGUUAAAGAAAAUUAAAGAUCACAGCACAGAUAUUUUCAGAUGAACAUCUGAGCAGAUGGAACAGACAGAGCAGAUAGCUUCUUAACCCUUUUUGAAAUGUUAGUCUAAAAAUGAUUAAGACAGCUCUGCUCUGUACUGUGAAUUUCUUUCCUGAAGUUUGAUACUACAGGAGUCCGGUGAUAUUGGCUACCAAAGCCAGGGCAAGUACCAAACUCAGCUUUGUUAUCAUAGCCACUUCCUGCCCUGUUUCUGUUAACUUUUAGUGUCUUUUCAGGGAAAAGGAACUUCUAAAUCACCACCAGAAUCUGGCUCUGCAUCUAGAGGUGCUACUUUCAGAGUUCUAUCAGGUACCAUGGAAUUUCCAGCAUGGGAAACCUUGACUCUUCACGUUUGACUCCCUAAUGGGCCCAUUAUCAUACUGGCACCUUGUAAAAUAAAAUUACAAAGGAGAUUAUUUUUAGGGGUUCUUUUUGUUUUCAAAGGAAAAUGUUACUAAAUUAACAGUGGAUAAAAUUGUAACUGGAUUGCAGAAUAUAAUCCUUGUCUUUGAAACAGAGCAUUUAUUUUUUACAUAUGGCAUAUAAACUAAAUAUUCUCCCUUCCUCCCUCCCUCUUUCCCUUCCUUCCUUCUUUCCUACUUUUCUUUGUUUUUCAGCAAAGACCAAGUAAUAUUAACUAACAUGUAUGAGCCUGCCCUAAGGUGAUCAGAUUCCCCAGCGUUUAGCAUCCGGACAGUGCCAGCCUCUAUCAGUAAUGGGGAUGCUUAUUUUUUGUCACUGUUAUUAACAACUAAUUCUCCAAAUAGUCUUGAAAUUGGUUAUUAACUCUAGUGAGCCUAGAUAUUAAUAACUGCAUUCAAGCCACAUGUGAAUACUACUAGCGUUUAACUUAUCUAUGCCUAUUUGUACGAGUUUGUCUUUACAUCAUCUGAA
This is a messenger RNA of Globicephala melas (long-finned pilot whale), 4548 nucleotides long. RefSeq names its product coiled-coil domain containing 80 (gene CCDC80). Gene Ontology annotation, cellular component: basement membrane. The record is from RefSeq and is a predicted model, not a curated record. Gene Ontology annotation, biological process: extracellular matrix organization; positive regulation of cell-substrate adhesion. NCBI's taxonomy places the organism in Eukaryota, Metazoa, Chordata, Mammalia, Artiodactyla, Delphinidae.